Colias croceus (clouded yellow) is the source of this 1476-nucleotide messenger RNA. RefSeq lists its product as uncharacterized. The record is from RefSeq and is a predicted model, not a curated record. The transcript is spliced from 3 exons. NCBI's taxonomy places the organism in Eukaryota, Metazoa, Arthropoda, Insecta, Lepidoptera, Pieridae. Bases 429 to 1364 code for a protein of 311 amino acids.
UAGGUUUCAAUAAUGACGUAGAGUCGUUACCUAUAGUUAUUAUAGAUAAAGUGUUUAUUAAAGUAACCGUCAAUAUUAUAACAUUAAUAUUAUUUAAAAGUGCGUAAAUUUAACUAUAGACAACUUUUGUCCGUAACAUGAACCUUUAAAACAAAAUUUAUUGUAUUUAAUACAGUUUUAAUCAUUCUUUUGAUGUCCCGUCCCACGUAAAAUAAUCUCUUUUCAUAUUUUAUAAUAAUAUGAGAAUUUGGAAAAUGUUCAAGUCUGGUAAAUAUUCUGCGCCGAAUACUGCAAGUUUCAUUGAAAUAUCAGCGCUUUUGUUACCGCUACGUUUUUGGGAUUAAUUUUCAGUUAAAAUAAUAUUAAAUUUUCGAUUCCUUUUAAAUUUCAUCCGCUUUAUUCUUAUUUCAGCUUACGGAAUAAUCAAUAUGGAAUAUUGUAAUGAAGCUUUUCCGAAUGAAAACAGGACCAAUAAUGUUAAAAAAUUAAAUGGCAGUAUUAUGGAUAGACUUGAAAAUAAUUGUGUAACUCAUGAUUGUAAUAAUACUGAAAACAAAGAAGUAUGUGGUAUACGACAAGACGGGCCGGGAUAUAGAAUAAGAUUAUUUCGCAAUAAAUGUGAACUAUACGAAGUAAAUUGUAAAGAACGCACAGAUUUCUUUCUAACAGAUUUAUUUAUUUGUAAGUCAGCACUAAAUUAUAGUGAAACCACUCAUGUACAAGAAUUAAAUUAUAUUAAUAGAAACAUCAAAGAUCAAAUUAAUGGUAUAAGAAAUUUGGUUAUUAUAAAUGGCGCAAUGCUUGGGAAAAAUACUGAUAUUAAUGAUACGAUUGAUAAUUUCUUUGCCGCGACUCAUGUUUUCGAUUUACCGAUGAAAGAAAUGAAUCCUCUCAACACAAGGCGUAGGUUGAUAAAGAACGCUGGGCCAAUCAAGAUAUUUGUACCUUUGAUUGAUAUACCCAAAGAAAAGAAAAAUGAUACUUAUCACCAGCCUACGCUAUCGUCAUGCUACCACAAGUGCCCAACGAAAUUUCCGGACACUUAUGCCCCAGUUUGUGGUGUUCCCGGAAUAGUGGCCCGGGAACCGGCUUUAAUGUUCAAAAACCAUUGUUUUAUGGACGUAGCUCAAUGUAAGAUGUUUUGGGAAAAUAAGAGCAGUACUUCACAUAGCUCGUCUUACAUAGAAUCUUCGUUCCUUUUUUGUAUGGGAGAUGAGAUGAAUGCUCUGUACAGGUUUCUACCAGCAAUAAGAACACUUCAGAGGAUGGGGCGCUUGAAGAAAAAGGGGAAAUUCAGGGCCAAGUUGAAGAACUUCAGGUUUAUUAACGAGUUUCGAUCUGGACGUCCCAACUUUAUGGGAUAACCUACAUAAGAGUUAUUUUAAUACCAUAUUAAUAUACAGAAAAGAGAAAUAUUUGAUUACUAGAUUUCCGCCCGCGGCUUCGCCCGCGUUUGCAAAGGAAAACUCGCAUAGU